CAUUCUCCGGCUGUCACUUUGACGUUUUCUAGUGCAAGGAAAGAGCGCGUGUAAAGGCGAUAUAACAUAUAUAAAUCCGGUGUAUGCCAUUUCAUUCUACCAAACUGUUUCUCGUUCCGAGUCGGUGAGCUUUGAGAUACACGCACGUUCGGAUACGUGUUUGUAAUAAAAGGUUAGGAAUUCGGAUAGUUAACCGGAAAAGAACGGUUAUUGAAGAAAGAGAGAUAGAGAGAAACAGGCAGAUAUAGACAGACAAAUAAAGAGAGAGAGAGAAAGAGGAAAUAGAUAUACAAGAGAAAGCUGUCGAAGAAGAACCUCGUACAUAAACAUUCUAAUAAAAGAAAGAGAAAGAUAGAUAGACAUAUACACACGCACGCACACACACAUUCACACACACACACACACACACAUACAUAUAUAUAUAUAUACAGAUAUAGAUAUAGAUAUAUCAGAUUGAAGGAAAGUCGUUCGCCGCCGCACGUGCGUCUUCUUUGGAAGAAAGGAUAGAGAAGGACAACGGUCGUUGAGCAGCGCCGUCGGCGUGUAUCGUCGGCGCGACGUCGGUGAGAAGGAGUGCGAAGGAAUCGAGGAUACGCAUUCGUGACUUUCUUCUCGUUCCGAAAACAUCGCGUGGAUAAAUUUUUCAAAAAAGGAGGAUAAAUAUACGACGUAAAGUGACGCAAUAAAUAUAUCGAAUAAAAGGAGUGUGAGCCCAUUAAAAUCGACUCAUCGUAGGCGCGACGCAGGACGUGCCUGCUUAUAUCCUUGCAAAGGUAAAAGGUACUGGAAUAUUAAAGAAGAGGAAGAGAGAAGGGAAGAGGAGGAGGAAGAAGAAGAAGAAGAAGAAGAAGAAGAAGAAGAAGAAGAAGAAGUAGAGGAAGAUGUCGACGACGUUCCAGGAGAGUAAAAUAACAACGGGUCCUCUUAUGGAGGAGCCUAAGAAGAAUGAUUCCGAUUCUUCUAAGAGCGAGGAAAUGAUUUCGACGAUUAAACGGGAACACGAUUCGACCGAUGAUUUUGAACGGGUUGAACCAGAGAAUUUGUUGUUCGUUGGAGGAGAAGGAGGAGGAGGAGACCUCCUUGGUAAGAAGGAAGAAGGAGGCUCAUUUGAAAAAGAGACGAAGGGAGAGGUUAAGGCGGAGGUGGAGGUGGAGAUAGCGGUGGAGAAAAAGAAGGAAGAGAAGGAGGUGCUAUUGAAGAAGGAGGAGAAGGAGGAGGAAAAAGGUGAGAAAAAGGAAGGGGAGAAGUCGGUAGAAAAAGAUAAAUCAGAAUCGUCGUCGUUGCCGGCGACAAUAUCAUCUACGACGGAACCGCCACGUGUCCAAGAUCAUCAUCCAGGAGACUCGACGGAUUUAAAGAUUAAUACGGAUCAUCAGUUACCAAAUAUUACCAAACGUAGUUCCUUCCUAAACGAGGAUCAGGAAGGUGAGGAGGAAGAGGAGGAAAAGGCUUUACCCGCCACCCCGCCACCUUCCGCUGAUAUCGAGAAAUACAACUCCAUGGCGGAUCCGUUUCAACGGCCGGCAGGUAGGACAACUUCCGCGGAAGGGUUCAACCCCAGGGCGGCGACAGUCGCUUUCGUGGAAACCGAACGAGCCGCCGCAUCAUCGGCACCAUCACCUCAGACCUUAUCAACGAACAGUGCUGAGAACACCGUAUUCCUUGAUUUCUUCGAGAAUACGAACGACUUAAUAACAAACUCUACAAUCUCAGAUCAAACAAAAAUGAAUUUUGAUCAGAGUUUAAAUCCUACAUCGAAAGAUACGAAUGAAAAAGAAGCCGUACCAUCUUCCAACCUACUCGAUCUUGAUUCCUUCCAAUCUUCGACGACGACGACGACGACGACAACCAUUACUCCACCUGUCCCUUCUACAAAAGUCAAUACGAAUAAUACCGAUCUUCUUUCUACUAGUAAUCACGAAAUUUUCGAGCACGUCGACGACAAUAUCACGAAGAACGAUAAGAAAACUCUUGAUGAUCGUUGGAACGUUAACGAAUCGGUCGACGUUUUACCAACGAUCACGAAGAAAGAUCAAAACGACGUUAACGUUAACGACAUUAUCAAAGAAACGAUCGCGACCGAAUCAACGAUUAAGAGGAAGGAUCAGAACGACGAUAAAACAAUUAAUUCUGAUAAAAAUGCCGAAUCUAAAUCUACUUCGAUUGCUACUAAAACAUCAACGAACGUGGCGCAAGACAUUGGGCAUAAGGAUGGAAGGUAUUUUGAUAAAUCCAGAGAUAAGAUCCAAGAAAUUGAAAUCGCACCAAAGGAAAUCUUCAGGGACAUGGGACUCGACGCAUGGUUUAACCCCGAAAGACUGAAUCCGAAAGUGGCCACUCUUAUCUACUGGCGCGAUCCAAAGAAAUCGGGAGCUGUCUUCGGUGCGACCUUAGGGUUGCUUUUGUCGCUGGCCUACUUCAGUCUGAUCAGCGUACUUGCUUAUUUAUCAUUACUCAUUCUUAUCGCCACGGUAGCCUUUCGUAUUUACAAAAGUGUACUUCAGGCUAUCCAAAAAACUUCAGAUGGACAUCCGUUUAAAUAUGUUCUUGACUUAGAUCUUACAUUACCCACCGAAAAGGUGCACGAACUCGCGGAUAUUGCGGUAGCUCAUGUAAAUGCAACUAUCAGCGAAUUACGCAGACUCUUCCUAGUAGAGGACAUCGUCGAUUCGCUCAAAUUUGGGGUUUUACUUUGGUGCUUCACUUACAUUGGCUCAUGGUUCAAUGGAAUGACUUUAAUAAUAAUUGGUGUCGUCGCACUUUUCACGCUACCAAAAGUGUAUGAAACGAAUAAAACACAAAUCGAUGAGAAUCUGGCUCUGGUUAAGGGAAAAGUCGAUGAGUUUACUGCCAAGAUUAAAGCAGCCAUCCCUCUAGUUAAAAAACCUGAGCCAACGAAAGAGGAUUAAAAGAAUCGCAUACACGAUGAGAUAUUUCAGCAAGAACGUUUGAUAAGAACAGUAAGGAUCAUAAUGUAAAGGCAUAAGAAAUGCAGAAAGUGAAAUGAAAGAGAGUAACAGCGCGUGUGGAUAGAACAAUAUGAACGCAAAAUGAAGAGAAAUUGCAGAAGCUUGAUUGGUUGAAUGUAUGCGCUGCGAUUGCUUGAAAAAAAAAAAAAAAAAAAAUGUAGGAAAGCGAAAUUGUGAACAAGAAUGUCACAUAUGUUGAAUCUUUGUCGGCAUGCGUUAAAAAAAGAGAGAGAAAUUGCUCUUUUUAAGAAAAGCUAAAAGAAAAAGAAAAUCGACCAAAGAUUCAACGUUCAUGCAUUCAUUGACAUUUUGUUCACAAGUAUCUUUAUUAUGAAAGACAGAAAGGUAUAUAAUGCUUAGCAAUUAAUCAAUCAUUCAUUAACUAUGAUACAAUGGUGGCAUAUUUUAACUAGCUGUAAUAAUGCAAUCUCUAUGCGAGGAUACUUUUUAGAAAUCUGUUUCGUCGUAAUCUUUAACUAACGUGUUUCAUAAUUAUCGCAAAUUUUCGAUAUCCUUCUUCACUUUACGUCCACUUGUUUUUGGUACUACUUCACAUCAUUGAUGUAAAGCUAUUGUAAGCGUUAAUAUACAUGCUUAAUGUAUAUAUACAUUAUAUUAUGUGAUUUAAUAUCAAGAACAAGGGGUACUGUUGUACAACAUAUGAUAGUUUUAAGUUUUCUUUUAAUAAAUGAGUUUUUCCUUUUCUUUUAUCAAAUGAUUUUGAAAACAAGAAUAUAAUGUGUAACAGUUCCCCUUCCGCAGUGUCUUAUGUUGUUUGUUAGCGCGUUUAAAAAUCGAGAGAAAUUAUAAUGCAAAUUAUACAGUGUAUAUUAUGUCUAACGACGUUGACAGUUACAUAAUAUUAUCAUAAUUACCAUUAUUAAUUAUAAUUAAAUUUUUAAUAUAUGUAUAUAUAACAGGGUAAACCUAUCCAAUUCAGUGAUAUUAAAAUUUUCUUAAAGAGAUGAAAGUGUAUGAUUUAUAAAUAUGUGAUAACAAAAAUUUAAUAUUUAAUUAUAUAGAAAAAUCAUGUAAUUAUUAUUUUUAAUGGAACGCAUUAAUUAUCAAGAGAGAGAGAAAAAAAAAAGAAACGUUUAUUAAAAAUAAAACUUGUCAAUUUUUGUUGUUUGAUCGAUGCAGACAUUCUAACUAUGAUGGCUGUUGCGGAACUAGGUAGGUUUCCCUGAUAUCUGUCUGCAUGUAUAUGUAUAAUGUGAAAAAUACAUUAUAUAUUAUAUGUGUAUAAUGAAAAAUGACAAACAUUUAAUUGUAAAAUUGUUGCACGAUAACAGGAGGCGGAACACGUUAGACAACAAAAAAUAAAAAUGUCACUUUAUAUUAUAUCAUGGUACCUAUCUAGGCCAAGACCACAUGUUUGUAUUAAAAAUUGACAGCAAAAUGUUGACAAUGUGAAAUGUAAUACGCGUAUCGCUUCUUGAAGUUCCCAUUAUUGCAUCUGCAUCCAUACGAUUAAUUUAUAAAUAAAAUUACAUUGAAUAAGAUAUAUAAA
This is a messenger RNA of Vespa velutina, 4479 nucleotides long. RefSeq names its product reticulon-1-A (gene Rtnl1). Lineage: Eukaryota; Metazoa; Arthropoda; Insecta; Hymenoptera; Vespidae. Bases 882 to 2909 code for a protein of 675 amino acids. The transcript is spliced from 6 exons. The record is from RefSeq and is a predicted model, not a curated record.